AUGAAGUCAAGAUUUCUAAGAGGGUGCCUAAACAAGUGCAAGAAAAUGGGGGAUCGAGUCAUGGCUUGUGCUGCUUGUGAGUAUUGUUGUGAAAGGGCUUUAUGGUCUUCUUUGCAUGAAAGUUGCUCCAUUCCAAGUGAUGUUCCAAAGGGUCAUUUGGUUGUGUACGUAGGAGAGAAUCACAAGAGAUAUGUGAUCAAGGUUGCAUUGCUCCAUCAUCCACUCUUUAAGGCCUUGUUGGAUCAAGCUCGGGAAGAGUAUGAUUUCAUUGCUGAUUCAAAACUCUGUAUUCCUUGUGAUGAACAUAUUUUCCUAAGUGUCCUUCGAUGUGCAAGCUCCCCACAGAACCCACGAGUGUGUUUGUGUCUUUGA
Messenger RNA from Abrus precatorius (Indian licorice), 372 nucleotides. Its product is annotated as indole-3-acetic acid-induced protein ARG7-like. NCBI's taxonomy places the organism in Eukaryota, Viridiplantae, Streptophyta, Magnoliopsida, Fabales, Fabaceae. The transcript has a single exon. The coding region runs from base 1 to 372 and encodes 123 amino acids. The record is from RefSeq and is a predicted model, not a curated record. Gene Ontology annotation, biological process: response to auxin.